Molecule: messenger RNA, 804 nt
Organism: Stylonychia lemnae
Lineage: Eukaryota; Ciliophora; Spirotrichea; Sporadotrichida; Oxytrichidae
Source: the annotation of a GenBank genome assembly
AUGAAGGAUUAUGAAAAUAUGCUUCUUGAAAAGAAUACUUAGAUUCAAUAGUUAGAGCAUAGAGUAAAGUAGCUUAAAAAAUACAAACAAAUUACAGAAUAAGAACUGCAGAGAAUGAGCUCUCUGAUAAAUGAAUCAGAUAAAUAAGCUUUCUAGGCUUAGAAUAGAGUUGAGGAGCUUGAGAUUCAGUUGGAACAGCUUUAAAGAGACAUGAGGGAGACAUAAUAAAAUAUUAGGAAUGGCUUCACUGCUAAUAGUAUUGAGAGUGCAGGCAAUUCAAACACUACUUUUGGGAAAGAAGGAUUGGAAAAUAUUUAGAAUUAAAGAGGAAUAAACUUAAAGAAAAUUCAAGAAGAACAUAAGCAUGAGGUUGAUCUAUUUGUUAAAGAACAGCAAGCAAUGAUUGAGAGAAUAAAAUAAAUGGAGUCAAAGAUAUAAGAUAUGAUGGAGAUUUAAAAAUCCAUGAAGGAUGAAUAGAAAUUAUUGUUAGAAGAAAAUAAGCAGUUGAAGGAAGAUCUAUUCAUAGCUAAGGGUGGAAAGAGAAAGUCUGAACUCUCAGAUGAAAUAGAUCAUCUUUCGAUUUAUAAAAGACUUGAGAAUGUUCACACAGCUAUUAAGAGUCUUUUAGAAGGAAAGCAAUUUGAUCUCGAUUUGUUAACUAAUCUGCCUCCAUCCUCUGCAAGGGGAGCCAAAGAUGAAAUUAAAAUGAUGCAUUUCAAUAGAAUUCUUACUAUGAUUAACAAGGUAUUAUGUGAUGCAUAUGCUAAGUCAUUUUCAUCCUAAGUUGAUUGCAUGGUCCAAUGA